AUGUCUAAUUUCUCGAAAAUUAAUAAAUUAAAAAGAAAUAUGAAAAAGUUGAACAAUGUUGAAAGUAGUGUUGAAUUUUUGAAAUGUUGCGUUAACAAUAGCUUAAAGUUCAUGUUUGCUAUUUUGGUAAUAAUAUUUUUUAAUGGAAAUGAUUUUUGUUUUGGCAAAUGUUUUGAGAAACGUCUUGACUGUCAGUUAGCGGACAAAUGUUGCUGCGAUGGACCGUCGAGGCAAGCAGCAUUCAAGAACACGCCAUCCAUCCAAGCGUUUCUUUCAUGUUCCUGGAUGUGUUCCAACAAUGAACAGUGCCUGGCUUUCAACUUCAACAACGUCUCAGCAACAUGCGAUUUGUUCUUCAACUCGCUGAAUUGUUUUCAGUUCAUUAUCGGCUGCGUUCAUUUGCAAUCGACAUCUCCUCGCGUGUUGACGGUGAAUGCAGACGACCAGAUUGAUUCCUUGUAUUUGGACGGAGUGCCACAAGAACGCAUGCCCAACUGGGACUUUUAUUAUUCAGAUGAUUGGAUAUCCAUCCCAUUCAAUGUUAAAGUUAUCGCUGUUAGAGUUUCUAACUUCGCUGGUGCAGGAAGCUUUGAGGCGUACAGUGAUGAUGGAUUCAUUCGGACUGACACCACCUGGAAGUGUUUUCCAACAACUCCAGCCCUGGACUCCAACAACAACAACUGGUAUGAUGUGCACUACGACGACUCAAAUUGGUUGCCUGCUAUCAACCAGGAGCCGGGCUAUCAAUUUAAAGGAGCUUUGAAAAUUUGGUCCAGAAACUUUCUCUUAGCCUACUGUCGAAAAUUUUUUUGCAUUUGA
This is a messenger RNA of Helobdella robusta, 819 nucleotides long. RefSeq lists its product as hypothetical. NCBI's taxonomy places the organism in Eukaryota, Metazoa, Annelida, Clitellata, Rhynchobdellida, Glossiphoniidae. The coding region runs from base 1 to 819 and encodes 272 amino acids. The record is from RefSeq and is a predicted model, not a curated record. The transcript is spliced from 4 exons.